AUGAGGAAUAUAAAAGGUUUAUCCUACUUUGCUUUUUUCAUCUUUAUGUUGGACAAUUAUAAAACAGAUUGCUCUCCUGUAAACAUGUGCGCAGGAAGUCGUGAAAGAAACAAUGUUUUUCAAAUGACUGUAUCAGAAACUGUAGAAGAUGCCAUUCCACGCCUUCUACAAAAAUUUCAGCUUUUUUUAAGGAACUUAGGAGAUUUUAUAGAUACACUUAAAGAAAGAGGACUGAGGGGUGAUCAGCAUUUGCUCGAAGCCAUUGGUUCAUCUGAAGGUUUAGAUGGAUUUCCAGUUUUCAAUUUGCAAAAUGUUGGCGAAGAUAUCGAUGAACAGCUUAUUCGAGACUAUCAAGUUCUCCUUAAUAUAUGGCCUUUUGUGGAACAUAUGAAAAAACUGGAAGAGUCCUCAGAUAGGAUAUCUUAUAGUUCUGUUAUCAAUGAUAUUUACAGUUAUUUACAAGAUCUCAUUUGCGAAUUCUACACAGUUAUAGUGAAUCGGGACCGUGUGAUUCCAUCACUGCAAAACCCGGCCACAGUUCCGCUCACUUACAACGAGUUGUCUGCCGCCAGUCGACAUCUAUAUCACUUCUUAUUAUCCAGAGAUAUGCAAAAAAUUGUGACUCUUCUCAGAAACGGAUAUGCAGAUAAUUGACAUUCAAAUG
Molecule: messenger RNA, 664 nt
Organism: Saccostrea echinata
Lineage: Eukaryota; Metazoa; Mollusca; Bivalvia; Ostreida; Ostreidae
Exons: 4
Coding region: 1-654 (217 amino acids)
Source: RefSeq, a predicted model, not a curated record